Messenger RNA from Sapajus apella (tufted capuchin), 2011 nucleotides. It is a transcript of the gene PAAF1, whose product is annotated as proteasomal ATPase associated factor 1. Lineage: Eukaryota; Metazoa; Chordata; Mammalia; Primates; Cebidae. The record is from RefSeq and is a predicted model, not a curated record. Gene Ontology annotation, molecular function: protein binding. The transcript has 12 exons. Bases 499 to 1653 code for a protein of 384 amino acids.
UUAAAUAGGCCAGGAGCAAAUCAUUUAGAGCAAGAACGGUGGAAUGGAAAGUGCCUUGGAUCCCAAACCAAUCCUAAACCUAGAUCUGUGUUCGAAUCCCAGCACUACGCCCUUACUUAUGCCAUCUUUUUCAUCUUAGUUUCCUCAUUAAUAUCAUUUAAUUCGCACAAUUAGAAUGAGGAGUAAUAUAACGAAUGAAAAGUGCUUGGGCUACAAUAGGACUUAGUAAAUGCUACUGUACUCUCCUCUCACCACCUUCUGGUUUCAGUCUACUCUGGAGUAAAAUGAGGACGACCCGUGCUCAGAGAUCAGGACAGAGUAGAUGGCUGGCAGCUGAAUCGUGGAGGCUGGCUUAAACUAGGAAGUCAUGGAAAGGAUCCUAAAGCAGAAAAAUGCUGGCAGCUAGGAGGCCUGAAGCGCCUCUCGGGCGCAUUGACUUUGAACUUUAAGGACGCAUGCGCGCGCGUCGCCGCUUAGCGCAGCCCUGUUGUUUCCACAAUGCCUCCUGGAGAAAGAACAAGGAAGGAUGAAGGGGAGGCCUGGCUGAGCUGUCAUCCCCCAGGGAAACCGUCUUUGUAUGGCAGCCUAACUUGUCAAGGAAUUGGCCUAGAUGGCAUUCCAGAGGUUACAGCUUCAGAAGGAUUUAUUGUGAAUGAAAUAAGCAAGAAAAGCAUUCAUAUUUCAUGUCCAAAGGAAAGUACAUCUUCUAAGUUUUUGGCACCAUAUACUACUUUUUCCAGAAUUCAUACAAAGAGUAUAACAUGCCUGGACAUUUCCAGUGGAGGAGGUCUUGGUGUGUCUUCUAGUACUGAUGGAACCAUGAAAAUCUGGCAGGCUUCCAAUGGAGAACUCAGAAGAGUAUUGGAAGGACAUGUGUUUGAUGUGAAUUGUUGCAGGUUUUUCCCCUCAGGCCUUGUGGUUCUGAGUGGGGGAAUGGAUGCCCAGCUGAAGAUAUGGUCAGCUGAAGAUGCUAGCUGCGUGGUGACCUUCAAAGGUCACAAAGGAGGUAUCCUGGAUACAGCCAUCGUUGAUCGGGGGAGGAAUGUGGUAUCUGGUUCUCGAGAUGGGACGGCACGACUUUGGGAUUGUGGGCGCUCAGCCUGCUUGGGAGUCCUUGCAGACUGUGGCUCUUCCAUCAAUGGAGUGGCAGUGGGUGCUGCUGACAACUCCAUAAACCUUGGCUCUCCUGAGCAGAUGCCCAGUGAACGGGAGGUUGGAACAGAGGCAAAAAUGCUGCUGUUGGCCCGGGAAGAUAAGAAACUUCAGUGCUUGGGACUACAGAGCAGGCAGCCGGUGUUCCUCUUUAUUGGCUCAGAUGCUUUCAACUGCUGUACUUUUCUCUCUGGCUUCUUGCUAUUGGCUGGGACUCAAGAUGGAAACAUUUAUCAGCUGGAUGUGAGGAGUCCAAGGGCUCCAGUACAAAUCAUCCACAGAUCAGGAGCACCAGUCCUGUCCCUGCUAAGUUUCAGAGAUGGAUUCAUUGCUAGCCAAGGUGAUGGAAGCUGUUUUAUUGUCCAGCAGGACUUAGACUAUGUCAUUGAGCUCACUGGGGCUGACUGUGACCCUGUGUACAAGGUAGCCACAUGGGAGAAACAGAUCUACUCAUGCUGUCGAGACAGUCUUGUACGACGCUACCAGCUUUCUGACCUCUGAACUCUUGGAAAGAGCAGUCCCAGUUAGUGAAAACGUUUGACCCUGAUCAACAGUGAGCAGAAACAUCAUCAGUCCUAAUGUCUUGGGCACCCCUUGGAAAUCACAGAAAGUCAGCUAUACUGGCUGUAUGGAACUCAUCCCAGGACCUACUUUGAACUGAGUAAGAAGCUCACCUGUGCCCACUGCAUUUGUCCCAACUUCUCCUUGUAUAAACUCACCCCAGCAACCAACACAGGGCAAGGAUAUAGAUGCUUCUAGUUUGUUCUCAAACCAAUUGUGUUAAUUGUUUACGGGACCUCAGUACUAAAGCCUGUUUUCUGGAGGAAAUAAAGAAAAUAUGUUUGGAAGUGCCUGAAUA